AUGGGAAAGAAAGCAUUACCAAUUGCGUGGAAAGCUGUGGGAGAGGCGUUUAAGAAGCUGACCAGAUCGGCGGCCACGGAGCUUGCUUCAUUUUGCUCUUCCUUCGCCAUUUGGAUUUUUGCGUCUGUACAAGGCUCUGGUGACGGAGACGACGAGGAUUCGAAGGAUACACAUGAAGCAAGGAAUAAGCGGACCUGGGGUUGGGGUGUGCUGGUCGUCGCCGGUGGUGGGUUAUUGAGACAUGGCAGAGUAGCAGGGAGUUUGGAGAGAGAAAGAG
Molecule: messenger RNA, 277 nt
Organism: Ilex paraguariensis (yerba mate)
Lineage: Eukaryota; Viridiplantae; Streptophyta; Magnoliopsida; Aquifoliales; Aquifoliaceae
Source: the annotation of a GenBank genome assembly